Toxorhynchites rutilus septentrionalis is the source of this 1896-nucleotide messenger RNA. RefSeq lists its product as uncharacterized. Bases 1 to 1896 code for a protein of 631 amino acids. Gene Ontology annotation, molecular function: catalytic activity. The transcript has 3 exons. The record is from RefSeq and is a predicted model, not a curated record. NCBI's taxonomy places the organism in Eukaryota, Metazoa, Arthropoda, Insecta, Diptera, Culicidae.
AUGCCAACGUUCAAAGUCUUUGUGCACGACGAUUCUGUAUCCGUCGCUUGCUUCUCGGAAACAUGGCUAAAUAAUUCCAUUCCUGACCAAGCCGUUUCUAUACCUGGUUACCGUCUCGUACGGAACGAUCGGGCGUACAAAAGGGGUGGUGGAAUUGCCAUCUAUAUUCGUGAAAAUAUCCUUUCCAAAACGGUUUAUUCUACGAAUCUGACUGCUUCGUCGAUAUGCAAAACGGAAUGCCUGGCUGUGGAGCUUAAAAUAAGCGGUGCUGUAAUGUUGGUCGCCGCGAUCUACAACCCGCCGGACAAUGAUGUUUCAACUUUUAUGCAGUGUGAAUUGGCAACCUUAUUAUCAACUUAUGAGCAUUGCGUGCUUACCGGAGAUCUUAACACUGAUUGGUUACGAAGAAGUACCAGAAAAGAACGCCUAGAAGAAAUAUUCACAACGUAUACCAUGACUGUAUUAGGCACCGAGCCAACUCAUUUCUAUGAUGAUGGUUGCUCUCAACUGGACUUGCUUGUCACUAACCGACCAGAUGUAGUAACCACCUUUCAACAAGUGUCCGUGCCUGGCCUGUCUAAACACGAUCUCAUUUUCUGCUCGUGUAACAUCAACACGUGUGCUAUUGAUCAACAUUCCGUGGAAACCUACCGAGACUAUGUAAAUUUCGACCCAAAUUUACUGCGAGAUAGCAUCAAUGGAAUUUCUUGGGACAUCUUCCGCAAUAUUAACGACGUCAAUCAACUUACUGAAUACUUCAACAGUAGUAUUAUGUCCGUCCAUGACUCGUGUAUCCCACUACGGACUGUCCGACAUCGCCAGCAUUACAAUACUUGGUUUAAUGAUGCUAUACGUAAGGCAAUCGUAGAGAGAGACAUGGCUUAUAGUGACUGGAGGACUGCUCCCAUGGAAUAUAAGGAUGGAAAAAAGCAAAUAUAUACGCAGCUAAGAAAUAGGACAAAUGCUCUUGUUCGACGUGUCAAAUCGGAGCACAUCAAUCGAAAUAUUGUGGUUGCUGGCUCAACAAUGAACCUGUGGAAGAUGGUGAGAGGUCUUGGUAUUGGGAAGGUGCAAGAUCAAGAAGAUUGUUCUUUCGAUCCAAACAUGAUAAAUCAUCAUUUUGCCGGUCAAUUCACUAUCGACAAUGCUGACAGUUACGAAACCCGAAGACCACAACCUGUCGGUGGAUUCUCUUUCCAACAAAUUGCAGCGCACGAAGUGUUGAAUGCGUUUUGUGAAGUCAAGUCAAAUGCUGUUGGAACCGACGAGAUUCCCACCAAAUUUCUUAAAAUAAUUCUUCCACUCAUCAUCGAUCACAUUGUGCACCUCUACAACAUGAUCAUUAAGACAUUGACAUUCCCGGAGGCUUGGAAGUGCGCCAAAAUAAUCCCUCUGAGAAAGAAGAAACAUCUAAACUCUGUCGAAAACCUCCGCCCUAUCAGCUUGUUGAGUGUUUUGUCUAAGGUUUUGGAGAAGGUACUGAAGCAACAAAUCAGUACCUAUUUUACAUCGAUGAAUCUACUAAAUGAUGACCAAGCGGGUUUCCGGCGUGGUCAUGGUGUAAAAACUGCGUUGCUUCGUGUUUAUGACGAUAUUGCUGGACUGAUUGACAGAAAGGAUAAGGUGGCUUUACUGCUGAUUGAUUUCAGCAAAGCUUUCGACACAAUAUCUCAUUGUCGACUCUUGCAUAAGCUACAUGAGCGCUUCCAUUUCUCAUCAUCUGCUGUUGGCCUCAUGAAGUCGUAUUUGGCCGGGAGAACGCAAAUUUACCUGGAAAAGAGCUUCUGGAAACGGAUCAUCGUAGUAGCACACAGUGGGUGUGAACAUCUACAAGACACUUGGUCCGGAAGUAUUCGGGUGCCACUGCUGGCGUUCGAUGUGUCCUUUUUGGAGUAG